Messenger RNA from Drosophila kikkawai, 717 nucleotides. RefSeq lists its product as uncharacterized. Lineage: Eukaryota; Metazoa; Arthropoda; Insecta; Diptera; Drosophilidae. The record is from RefSeq and is a predicted model, not a curated record.
AAGUCUUGGUCUUGGCAAGCGAGAUGGAUCCGGCGAAAGUAAUUGGAAAACUGAAGGAGCAGGUGCGCAUGGAGCACAAGGCACGACGCAACUAUCCAAAGGUGUGGGCUCAAGUUGCGGGCCAAAAAACCAACAGUUUUUAUCACCAAGCUGAGAUAGAUUCCCAUUUGGGGGACCAGCUAAAACUUCAAGGAUUGUGUCCCAUUCAGCACAACAAUGAGGGCGAAUCGCGGUUCGUGUCCCCAGAGAUGUAUCAGAAUCUCCUUUCCGUUUGUCGAUGCGGCCGAACCCGGCAGGGUGCUCAUAUGGGAAAGUGCUUGCAGAGAACUUUGAGUCCGGACUACACACAGUCCUCGGCGACAAGGGACACGGAUCAGCCAGGCGGCGAUCAGGGGUCACCCUUGCAGAAUGUCCCGCGCACCUCGAACUCUAGCAUUGGCUUCCUGGCAUUCACCACGGACUAUCGAAAGCUGGAACGGUCGAUGCAGUACGUUUCGCCGGCCUACUCCAUGGCAGGGCCGCGAAUCACAGCGGUGCCCUACAACAAUAUCAUUAUCGGCUAAGCGGAGCAUCUAAUCUGUUGUGGUAUUGCCCAGUCGGCUGACUCAAGAGCAGCGGGAUUUUCUGGCUGUUUCAUCUCAGCUUAUCGCAAACAAUAAACCGAAACCGAUGGCCGUCAUCAUAGAACUGGAAUUUCCAGAGCGGCUUUUUCUGAAA